AUGGCGCCUGGGGAGAGCAGACACCUGGAAAUGGUCGCUGCAAAGGGCAGAGAGAACAGCGGUCACAGAGGAGAGGACAAAUGGGAGGAUAUAAACAUCCCGGAGUCUGGUCACAAGUAUUACCUGCAGUUCACUACCGAAGACUACAAAAGCGGGGAAAAUGUCGGGAGCUGCCUUGCUACAGUGUUGUAUCCGAAGACAAAGUCUCUGCCUGCUGUCAAUAUCAAGUGCACAUAUACCAAAGACCAGAAGCAAAUUCAAGAAGAGGACAACAGACUUUACCAAAAAAUUAGGCACCAAACUAAACCAAUAAUCGGAAACAAUAUUCCAGACAGCUAUGGAAAUAUUGAAGCUGCCCUGGAGCCAGUGUGGGCUUUGGCUGUCGCUGGCAGCAGUUACAUAAUGUGGGAAAAGUCAACGGAGAACUUGGGUUACUUCACGGCACAAGUCAAGUCUGUGAAGCAGUGGAUAAGGAAAGAUGAUUUUAUUGAGUUUGACUACACUGUCCUACUCCAUGAAAUUCCAACACAGGAAAUUAUUUCAUGUCACAUGCGCCUCACCUGGCUUCCUGGUCACCCUCUGAAAGUGAAAUACUUCUGUGCUUCAGAGAAUCAGGGGCUCGAAUACGGGUCUGGAAUGGAAUCUGGAUCAGCUGCUGGGAUUUUACAUGAAAGGGGAGCAAAAUUUUAAAAGAGAUUGUCAGCUUUAUGAAUAUGUAUUAAAUGAGAAAAUCCUUGUGUUAAUAGAUCUGGAGUUGUGAUAAUUUUUCUAUACAAGUCGAACAGUGAAUUUGAAUGCUUUCACUAGUCUGUUUUGUUCCAAAAUUAAUUCCUGUGAUUUCUUAAACUGCAAGACUCAUGUUCUAGAGUUCUACCUAAAAACUUUGCUAUGACAUACAUACACAGAUAAAUAUACACAAGCUGAUUUUAUGUCACUAACUUACUGUUGCUUAGAGUAACAUAG
Molecule: messenger RNA, 963 nt
Organism: Pygoscelis adeliae (Adelie penguin)
Lineage: Eukaryota; Metazoa; Chordata; Aves; Sphenisciformes; Spheniscidae
Gene: RARRES1
Product: retinoic acid receptor responder (tazarotene induced) 1
Exons: 6
Coding region: 1-690 (229 amino acids)
Molecular function (GO): metalloendopeptidase inhibitor activity
Source: RefSeq, a predicted model, not a curated record